This is a messenger RNA of Trichomonas vaginalis G3, 426 nucleotides long. RefSeq lists its product as uncharacterized. The transcript has a single exon. The coding region runs from base 1 to 426 and encodes 141 amino acids. NCBI's taxonomy places the organism in Eukaryota, Parabasalia, Trichomonadida, Trichomonadidae. The record is from RefSeq and is a predicted model, not a curated record.
AUGGCAGUAAAUCUUUCCCAUAUGAGAAAGGCAGCUAGUUCACCUAAUUUUACGAACGUUGAAGUUCCAUUGAAGCAAACGCAAACAACUAUUAAUAAUGCAAUUAUUUCUGGUAAAGAUUGCAUCUUUACGUCCCAAACUAAGCAAAGCGAAUCACAAAUUUUGAUUGAAAACGCUGUUGCACUGCAAUCUACAGCAAAUACUUUCAAUGAAUCUGUUUCUAAUCUUAAUAUGAAACGAAAUCAUAAAUUACAUGAACAACUUAUUGAAACGAAUAAUACUUUGGAAUCAACAUUGAGCACUUUUACCGAUUAUUCAAAAACUGUGAGUUCGAAUAGAUCAUCAACUAUUAAAUCGAUUUUGAAUGGGGCAACAUCUAUUCUACCAGGCAUUGUUUUCUAUGUUUUUGACUGGGUUAGGUCUUAG